This is a messenger RNA of Lodderomyces parapsilosis, 2841 nucleotides long. RefSeq names its product trifunctional formate-tetrahydrofolate ligase/methenyltetrahydrofolate cyclohydrolase/methylenetetrahydrofolate dehydrogenase (gene MIS11). Bases 1 to 2841 code for a protein of 946 amino acids. The transcript has a single exon. Gene Ontology annotation, cellular component: cytosol. Gene Ontology annotation, biological process: tetrahydrofolate interconversion. Gene Ontology annotation, molecular function: ATP binding; methylenetetrahydrofolate dehydrogenase (NADP+) activity; formate-tetrahydrofolate ligase activity. The record is from RefSeq and is a predicted model, not a curated record. Lineage: Eukaryota; Fungi; Ascomycota; Pichiomycetes; Serinales; Debaryomycetaceae.
AUGGUUGCUCAGAUUUUAGACGGCAAGUCCAUUGCUUUAGAUCUUCGUACAAAGAUACACGAUGAAGUUGCUCAAUUCCAGUUGAAACAUCCCGACUUCAAACCCAACUUGUCUAUAAUUCAAGUUGGAGACAGACCUGAUUCAUCAACCUACGUCAAAAUGAAAUUAAAGGCUGCCGAAGAAGCAAACAUUGGCUGCGAAAUCAUAAAAUUGCCAGAGAGCAUCACUGAGUUUGAAUUGUUGAAUGAAGUUGCGAAAUUGAAUAAUUCCUUGGAAGUGGAUGGAAUUUUGGUUCAAUUACCAUUACCCGAUCACAUCGAUGAGUCAAAAGUUACUGACGCGGUUUUAUCAGACAAGGAUGUUGAUGGUUUUGGUCCUUUCAAUGUUGGAGAAUUAUCCAAAAAAGGUGGAGAGCCCAAAUUUUUGCCUUGCACACCAAAGGGAAUAAUGCAUUUGUUGGAAGUGUCUGGUGUUGAUGUUGAAGGCAAAACUGCUGUUGUAUUGGGAAGGUCCGACAUUGUUGGUAAACCAGUUGCCAAUUUACUCACUAAAGCCAAUGCUAGUGUCACUGUCGUUCACUCAAGAACUCCUAUCGAACAAGUGAAGAAUUUUUUGGGCGAAGCAGACAUUGUUGUAGCUGCAAUUGGCCAACCACAAUAUGUCAAGGGCGAAUGGUUGAAACCAAAUUCAGUUGUCAUUGACGUAGGCACAAAUUUCAUCCCCGACAGUACUAAAAAAAGUGGUCAAAGAAUGGUUGGUGACGUUGAAUAUGAAACUGCCAAAGAGAAAGUUCAAUUGAUUACACCAGUACCUGGAGGAGUUGGUCCAAUGACUGUUGCCUGUUUGUUAGAUAACGUGGUUAUUGCAGCCAAGAGACAUUACAAGGCCAAUAACGAGACUCCAAAAUUCACCAACCCUUUAAAGUUGGAUUUGAAAAAACCAGUCCCUUCAGACUUUGAAAUCUCUCGUGCUCAACAGCCAAAGCGUAUAACACAAGUUGCAGAAGAAGCCGGUAUUUUGGAUGCUGAAUUGGAACCGUUUGGAUUUACCAAAGCAAAAGUUUCUUUGGAUAUAUUGAAAAGAUUGCAAAAUAAAAAGAAUGGUAAAUACGUUCUUGUUACUGGGAUUACACCAACCCCAUUGGGUGAAGGUAAAUCAACCACAACAGUAGGUUUAGCACAAGCUUUGGGUGCGCAUUUGAACAAAAACGUAUUUGCUAAUGUCAGACAACCAUCAAUGGGUCCCACAUUUGGUAUUAAAGGAGGUGCUGCUGGUGGAGGUUAUUCACAGGUUAUUCCCAUGGAUGAAUUCAAUAUGCAUGUCACUGGUGAUAUUCACGCCAUUACCAUGGCAAACAACUUGUUGGCAGCUGCUAUAGAUACGAGAAUGUUUCACGAAGCUACUCAAAAAGAUGGUCCAUUGUAUAGAAGGUUGGUUCCAGAAAAGAAAGGCAAGAGAACAUUUACUAAAUCCAUGUUGAGAAGGUUGGAGAAAUUGGGGAUCAACAAGACCGAUCCAAAUGACUUGAAUCCAGAAGAAAUAACUGCAUUUGCCAGAUUGGACAUUGAUCCAGAGUCGAUCACCUGGAAGAGGGUUGUUGAUUGUAAUGAUAGGUUCUUGAGAGGUAUUACAGUAGGUCAAGCACCAACAGAGAAAGGAUUCACCAGAGCUACUGGUUUUGACAUUACCGUUGCUUCUGAAUGUAUGGCUAUAUUGGCAUUGGCUAACUCUUUAGAAGAUAUGAGGGAAAGAUUAGGAAAAAUGGUUAUUGGUACUUCAAAACAAGGAAUUCCGGUAACAUGCGAGGACAUUGGAUGUGCCGGUGCCUUGACUGCAUUAUUGAAAGAUGCUAUCAAGCCAAAUAUCAUGCAAACAUUGGAAGGUACUCCUGUUUUCGUUCAUGCUGGUCCAUUCGCCAAUAUAUCCAUUGGUGCUUCAUCCAUUUUAGCAGAUAAAAUGGCAUUGAAAUUGGCUGGUACCUCAAGCGAUUUGACUCCAGAAGAGAAAAAGGAACAGGAAGGAUAUGUUGUUACUGAAGCUGGUUUUGAUUUCACAAUGGGUGGAGAAAGAUUUAUCAACAUCAAAUGUAGAUCAAGUGGCUUAGCUCCCGAUGUCAUUGUUAUUGUUGCCACUGUCCGUGCAUUGAAAGUCCAUGGUGGUGGUCCGGAAGUUAAAGCAGGUGCACCAUUGGCUCCAGAAUACACCCAAGAAAAUGUUGAGUUAUUAAGAGCUGGUUGCUCAAACUUGGCUAAGCAUAUUGAGAAUGCCAAGUCAUAUGGUUUACCAGUUGUUGUUGCUAUCAACAAGAUGUCAUCCGAUUCCGACAAGGAACAUGAAGUGAUCAAAGAGGAGGCUUUGAAAGCUGGUGCUGUUGAUGCAAUUGUCUCCAACCACUGGGAAGAAGGUGGAAAGGGUGCUGUUGAUUUGGCCAAGGGAGUUAUCGAAGCUGCCAAUAGACAAGAGAAGAAUUUCCAUUUCCUUUACGGUACUGAACCAUCGAUUGAAGAUAAAAUAUCAACCAUUGCUAAAGAGAUGUACGGAGCUGGUGAAGUGGAAUUCUUGCCCGAGGCGCAAAAGAAGAUUGAUUUGUACACAAAGCAAGGAUUUGGUAAAUUGCCAAUUUGUAUUGCGAAAACUCAAUACUCAUUAUCACAUGAUGCAAACUUGAAAGGUGUACCAACUGGAUUCAAGUUUCCCAUUAGAGAUGUUAAAGCAUCAAUUGGAGCUGGUUACUUGUACGCUUUAGCGGCUGAAAUUCAAACCAUUCCUGGUUUACCAACCCACUGUGGUUUCAUGAAUGUUGAAGUCAAUGAAGAAGGCGAGAUUGAUGGAUUGUUUUAG